Molecule: messenger RNA, 2503 nt
Organism: Eleginops maclovinus (Patagonian blennie)
Lineage: Eukaryota; Metazoa; Chordata; Actinopteri; Perciformes; Eleginopidae
Gene: phf10
Product: PHD finger protein 10
Cellular component (GO): npBAF complex
Source: RefSeq, a predicted model, not a curated record
GAAACGAAGAAGAAGAACAAGUAGCUAAUUGAGCUAGCCUAGCUGCAGGCUUUAUUUAGGGAAAUAUGGCUGCUGUGAUCCCCGUGAGACCGCCCUGCGACAGCAACCCCGCUACACCUGGAGCACAAUCCAUAAAGGAAGAUGUAAUAGAAGAGGAGUCGAAUGAUGGCAGCCAGGUACCGAAGAGAAGGAGGAUUGGUUCAGGGGACAGCUCUCGAAGCUGCGACACCUCCAGUCAAGACCUGGGGCCGACAUAUUUCCCAGCAGAGAACCUGACAGAGUACAAGUGGCCUCCAGAUGACACAGGAGAGUAUUACAUGCUGCAGGAGCAGGUCAGCGAGUAUCUGGGAGUCACAUCCUUCAAGAGGAAGUACCCUGAUCUGGAGAGAAGAGAUUUGUCCCACAAAGAGAAGCUUUACCUGCGUGAACAGAACGUCAUCACUGAAACACAGUGUACUCUGGGUCUGACAGCUCUGCGGAGUGACGAGGUGAUAGAUCUGAUGAUAAAGGAGUAUCCCACCAAACAUGCUGAAUAUUCAGUCAUACUGCAGGAGAGAGAGCGGCAGAGAAUAGCUAAAGAGUACUCUCAAAUGCAGACGCAGAAUCCUCAGAUUGAGGCCAGCAAGGUUCCCGAGUACAUUAAGAAGGCAGCUAAAAAAGCUGCAGAGUUCAACAGUAACUUCAACAGGGAGCGUAUGGAAGAGAGGCGAGCCUACUUUGACCUCCAGACACAUAUUAUCCAGGUGCCCCAGGGCAGGUUCAAGGUACUGGCUCCAGAAAUGACAAAGUCGGGGCCUUAUCCCGUGGCUCUCAUACCAGGACAGUUCCAAGAAUACUACAAAAGGUACUCUCCCAACGAGCUGCGAUACCUGCCGUUGAAUACAGCUCUGUUUGAGCCUCCACUGGACCCAGAGCUCCCUGCAUUGGACUCAGAACCAGACUCAGAUGAUGCAGAGGAUGGCAAGGGGGACAAAAAAAACAAAUCAUCUGACAGUUCUUCAGGCAACACGUCAGAUGUGGAGAGCCAGGAGGGCGGAGGUAAACCAGGCCAGAAGUCCAAGGCCAAAGACAGGACAUCCACUCCGGGCAAAGAUGGCAGCCAGCGUCAUUCUGCCUCCCACAAAGCCACCCCAGGGUACAAGCCUAAGGUCAUUCCCAAUGCUAUAUGUGGCAUUUGCCAGAAGGGUAAAGAGGCCAACAAGAGGGGCCGGCCAGAGGCUCUCAUUCACUGCUCCCAAUGCGAUAACAGCGGCCACCCGUCCUGCUUGGACAUGAGCAAGGAUCUGGUGAGUGUGAUCCAGACGUACCGCUGGCAGUGUAUGGAGUGUAAGACGUGCACGGUGUGUCAGCAGCCCCACCAUGAGGACGAGAUGAUGUUCUGUGACAAAUGUGACCGAGGAUACCACACGUUCUGCGUCGGCAUGGACUCCAUACCCACUGGCCUUUGGGUGUGUGAGGUUUGCGACAAAGAUUUCAGUACACCGAAGAAGAAAGGAGGAGCCAAAACACCUAAGAAGUCCAAGUCGGCUCAAAAAUGAUCGACAGCCUCUUUAGUAAUGAUACCUUGACCAAAUUCCUCACAAAUGUAAAUCCAGUCUUUUUUUCCAACUGUACAUACACAGGCUGACACUAGAAAAUAAAUGUAUUUAUCUUUUCUGUGACAGCUUUAAUGACAUCUAUAAGGCAUCAGCUUAGAAAACUGUCUUUCCAUCACCAAGCCAAACCUUAAAUCAUGUGUGAUUAUACCUCAAAUGUACAUCUCAAAAACAUCUAGAUGAGGCGUUAUCUUGAGAAAAGCAACGCUGUUCAAUAGAGAUUUUGUGAAGCCAGACCUCAUACUUAAUAUCGUCAAUAAUAAACACCCUCCUGUGAUCUGCUAACCACUAACGGUAUCAGUACAUUCCUGAUUCAUUCAAACUGAUAAAUCUUGUGGUGUCUGUCCCUCAACAUUUCUCCAGUGGGAAAUGUGUUUCAGGAGAACAAAUGGUGCUUUUGACCCGGUACUACUGAGACAAUCGAGCUCAAUGAUGUUAUUCUUUUUACUUUUUUAUGGUUUUGUAUUUUCUAUGGUUUUUCUAUUUUUUAUUACCAUUUAUUUCACGAGGUGGGUCAGUAAAAAGCAAUCUUGUUUUUAAAAAAUCCUGAUUGAAUUAUGACAUGGUGCUAGUGACUCUGCGUAGUCAUAUGUAAUAGACACUGGCUCUCUGAGACCUCAUGGCUGCAGUAGGUAUUUAUGCAAGUCUUCACAUGCAUUGAUUUAGUUGUCAACCCUCAACUAGUAAUUGUACAAAAUGUUAACCACUCACUGUAAUUACAUUGAACUUAAACAUCCAUUAGCCAACUGAUACUUUUGCAGUCAGCUUGAAAGAUUAUUUUGUAUUUUGUUUCCCCCUUUUUUGUAUUGUCACCCAGUAGGCAGUUUGCUUAAGAAACAUGUGUUGCUAAUAAUGUCGUAGUCACUGAAUUAUGAAGUGUAUUUUUAAUAAAAGCUACUUAAAACCGA